CGGCGACCAAGUUCCUUCAAGCCGUGGGAACGAAUGCCGAGAUUGCAGACACGGUCUUCGUGACUUCAGACCAACUGGAUGAGAGAUUGGCUGCCUUCAAGGAGAGGGAGGGCGAUCUGGAUCGUUGGCUCAUCGAGACCUUAUUCCAACCUAUCAAGGGGUGAAGCAUUGAAGCUGACUGUCCUACUCAGUGAGGACAAGGACUGAAUACAUCGACCGUACUUGUAAUUUACUUCAUCAUCGCCUGCUUCGGCUUGAAGCCCACCCGUCCCCCUGCACUAAAUUGCAACUCAGAGAGUCCGCUGGGAGUCCAGGUCUCUCAGUUGGAGCUGAAGUCAAUCGCUGCUUAAAGGGAAUUGUCUGGAGAGAUUUCCAUCGCAAUAUGCUCCCCAAGUCUGUACCAGACUACCAGUCAACUGAAGAUUCUGGUCACAAUGGAGAGAGAGAAAUACACAGACGUCCAGCAGCCUUGUGAAUCAUUUUUCGAAAAAGGGAUUUCUGCUUUGUGAAGUCUGGCUUCUGUUGAACAUACCAUUGUGCAAUUUUGAGAGCUCUGGCCACCGAGUCAGCCUAGCCUUCGGCUAAUUUGGCCACUGUUACAAAGGAGCAGUGACUAAGUCGCUUGCACUGCACCCUUCCGGACGAGCACCAUGGGUUCUCCCUCUUUUCGUCAGUUGUAUCAGAAUGGCGGGCUUAUGGCGCAGCUCAGGACUCUCUGCUUAUAAUGCAGGUCAGUGGGACGUUCGUAACUACUACCAACCAACAUGGCUCCCAUCCCCACUGCAAUCAUUGGACUGUCGGCGAAUUCAGCCUCGUCGUGGGGUGCCUCUGCGCACCUGCCCUACCUGCUCUCUGCACACGGACGCGCGCGCUACACCAUCGUCGCCCUGCUCAACUCGUCUAAAGAAUCUUCCCUCGCUGCUGUCAAGCACUUCAAUCUCCCCGCCGAGACGCGCGCGUAUGGCUCGCCCGAGGAACUGGCGGCGGACAAGGACGUCCGGCUCGUCGUGUGCAGCACGCGUGUCGACAAGCAUUACGGGACCGUGCUCGCGUCUGCGAAGGCUGGGAAGGACGUAUAUGUCGAGUGGCCUCUAGCGCAGGAUACGAAGCACGCGAAGGAGCUGGCCGACGUCGCGCGGCACGGUGGUGGGCGGACGCUGGUGGGGCUCCAAGGCCGUGUCAGCCCCCUGACGUUGCGGCUUAAGAAGCUGAUCGAGGAUGGGCGGAUCGGGAAGGUCCUGAGCACGGAGGUACGUGGCUCGGGCGGGACCAAUUCACGCGAUUCUGUGCCCAAAGGGCUCGAGUACUUCGUCAAGCGCUCGGUCGGCGGGAACAUCGUCACUAUCCACGGAGGCCACGCGUUCGACCUGAUCCAGACCGUCCUGGGCGAGGCCAUCGAUAUCAAGUCGCAGCUGCAGCUGCAACGUCCGAUCAACAACGUGCGUGACCCCGCGACCGACACCGUCAUCGACACCGUCAAAGCCGACGUCCCGGACCUGUUCAUCGUCACCGCGCGCCUGGCGGAGUCGCCGACCGUCGUGCGCGACGCGUCCCUACUGUUCCGCUUCCGCCGCGGCGCGCAGUUCUCGGGCGAGCCCGCGCUCGUGUGGAGCAUCACGGGCGAGAAGGGCGAGAUACGCGUGACGAAUCAGGCGUCGUCUUCGCUGCAUGUCCCGCCUGCGGGCAUUGUGGUCGAGGUGCAUGACUUCGAGACAGACAAAGUCGAAAAGGUCGACUGGGAGCUUCAGGAGUCCUGGCCUGGGGACGCAAAGGCUCCGGCGCCGUCCAAAAACGUCGGUCUGUUAUAUGACAGCUUUGCCGCCGGAGGUAAAUACCCGACUUGGGAUGAUGCUGUGCACCGGCAUGAGCAGAUCGAUCGGUUCUUCUCUGGGUGGGCUCCCGAGGCUUGACGUCGAUAAACAGUUCCUAAGAACUGAAUGUAACAGAAUUGCAUGUAUCUUCAACGCAGAGAAAUUCCGCAUAAACCUACCACGCAGAAUAAAGUAAAGACUUAAGCCACGUGAUCGCGAUCUCCUUGUCUGUGUACUGUCUGUCACUCACGGGCAUGGGCCCUAUCCUCGCCGAUCUUACAGAGAUGACGG
This is a messenger RNA of Mycena citricolor, 2102 nucleotides long. Lineage: Eukaryota; Fungi; Basidiomycota; Agaricomycetes; Agaricales; Mycenaceae. The record is from the annotation of a GenBank genome assembly.